This is a messenger RNA of Siniperca chuatsi (mandarin fish), 5358 nucleotides long. It is a transcript of the gene gpr12, whose product is annotated as G protein-coupled receptor 12. Gene Ontology annotation, biological process: G protein-coupled receptor signaling pathway. The transcript has 2 exons. Bases 359 to 1384 code for a protein of 341 amino acids. Gene Ontology annotation, molecular function: G protein-coupled receptor activity. Gene Ontology annotation, cellular component: membrane. The record is from RefSeq and is a predicted model, not a curated record. Lineage: Eukaryota; Metazoa; Chordata; Actinopteri; Centrarchiformes; Sinipercidae.
AAAACGCACACAGCCGACAUAACGCUUGGUCAGUUAACUGUGGUCACAGAUAUGCACAUCAACACGUCACCCAUCAGUUCCUCAUCAGCCGAGGUGUUUUUGAGGCAGUGCUGCAAGGAUGGAGAGAUGAGGUGGAGAAGAUGGAGGACAGGGGAGGGAGGGGAGGAGGCUGGUGACACACAUCAGGGUUGCUGUUAAUAGCACAGACAGGACCAGAAUAGCAAGGCGUCACAGGAGGAAAGCGAGUCUCUGCAUCCAGCAUCUUCAUAUCUGAAACUCGAGUCAGGCAGCACAAAAUCACUGAAACUAACAGACAACUCGGCAGUUUGAGUGCGUUGUGCAGUUUGUUCAGGGCACAAUGAGUGAAGAGUCAGCGGUCACCCCCAGCUGGCUGACCCCUGACCCCACAGCAUGGGGAAGUGGAGGCGGGGGACCGAUGGACAACAGCACCGCCCUGGGGACGUUUACACCGGACUCCCUCCCGCCCAGCCAGCUGCCCCUGCUGGUCAACCCCUGGGACAUUGUGCUGUGCUCAUCUGGGACUCUGAUAGCCUGUGAGAACGCCCUAGUGGUGCUGGUGAUCUGGCAGAAUCCGGCGCUCAGAGCUCCCAUGUUCUUGCUGAUUGGCAGCCUGGCGCUGGCCGACCUGCUGGCCGGCCUGGGCCUGGUGCUUCACUUCACCUGUGCCUACUUGCUUCGUUCCGACUCGGCCCAGUUGCUGACCGUGGGCCUGGUGGUGGCCUCCUUCUCCGCCUCCGUCUUCAGCCUGCUGGCUAUCACAAUUGACCGCUACCUGUCACUGUACUAUGCCCUCACCUACAACUCAGAGCGGACAGCGGCCUUCACCUACACCAUGCUGGUGCUGCUGUGGGGCCUCUCCCUGUGUCUGGGCCUGCUGCCGGUCACAGGGGUCAACUGCCUGGCAGAGGAGGCUACAUGCAGCGUGGUGCGGCCACUCACAAAAAACAACAUCGCAGUGCUGUCCGUCUCCUUCCUGCUGCUCUUCGGCCUCAUGCUGCAACUCUACGUCCAGAUCUGCAAGAUUGUGAUGCGCCACGCUCACCAGAUCGCCCUUCAGCACCACUUCCUGGCUGCCACACCCCACUACGUCACAACACGGAAGGGCGUGUCCACGCUGGCCAUCAUCCUGGGUACCUUUGCUGCCUGCUGGAUGCCAUUCACUGUCUACUCUCUCAUCGCUGACUACACCUACCCUCCACUCUACACCUACGCCACACUGGUGCCUGCCACCUACAACUCCGUCAUCAACCCGGUCAUCUACGCCUUUAGGAACCAGGAGAUCCAGAAGGCGCUGUGGCUGGUGUGCUGCGGCUGUGUGCCUGCCAGCGUGGCACAGCGUGCACGGACCCCUAGUGACGUCUGACCAAGCAGACCCAGGUGGAAAGAGAGAGGAGCCCUGGGUCAGCUCUGCUCCUCGCUGGAUCUGUCUAGUGUCAAAGAGAGCAGCAGCAGUGGAGGUCAGGGGAAGUGGCAGAGGGCUGUGACUUCAGUUCUGGCUGAAGAUGUUACUAGCAGAGGCAGUUUGGUUAGUUAUCCACAGCCCACCUGGAUGGAUGGCGUUUUUUCUUUGUUACAGUCACCAUAGGGCAAGGUAUCUCACUGUCUUCCCCAGUAAAGGCGGCCACUGCGCGGGCUGCAUCCCGCCCCACUCCCGUUCAACCCGUGCCACGCCCUUCCUCUGUUCUGCAGAGAGCGCCGAGUGCAUCACGUGUUACAGGCAGUAGCUGUAUAUAGACUGUGCAUAUAACAGCACUGGAGCUUUGGUUGACACGUGCUUGUUUUUCUUCAAAUAGGGGGGAUUAUUAGUUUGCACCCCUGUGUGUGCGUGCGUGCGUAAAAGCGCACGGCAGAUUAACAAAGCAGUGUGUGCGGUUAAUAUGCAGGCAUUUCCACAUAAAACCCGCCUGAAGCAGCAUCCCGGCGCUCUGCUGCUGCACUCUGAACGUGCGUCGAAAGCUAAACAGCAGCGGAGAGCUAAAAAUAGACCCGGCGCUCUCGGAUCCGCGCCCUGCGUCCUCGACAGACGCUGAGAAAGAUAUCAAGCCGUUUCUUCUUCACCUCGCCGCUCCCGUUUUCUUUCGUCUUCUUUUCUCUCUUGAUUGUGCGUGAAUGUGUUUUAGUUCAGCUCGCGUCUGGGAGGCUCAAGACAAAGCCCCAGGAGACCCCACCAUUAACCCCUACUCCAUUUUUUAUUAUUAACGGAGGCACCAACCCCGAAUAUGGGCCUAUCGGAUCCUGUAACCACCUUAUAUCCCUUCUCUUUCACUUAGUGAGUGGAGAUUGCUUCUGACUUUUUGAAUGUCUGGAGAUUGCUAUAUGACUUUUAAUUAUAAUUAAUAUGAGAAAAACCCACAAAUUUGAAUGAUGAUAAGUUUUAAAAGGAUAACACAUAUCAAAUGUAUUAUCCUUAAAGCAGUCCUAUAGGAGAUUAAUUAACAUGCCUAUGAUCAAAUCACUCCAAACAUAUAGACAAAAGCCCAAAUAACAAAGUGAUAUAAGUGAUUUUGUGUGAAAAUCUGCAAAAUCCGAAUGUAUUUCCAUUUAUUUCAUCUCUUUUGGCUCCUAAAGAGCCUCACACCAACCACAUCAUUUCUGAUCCGCAUGCUAGACUCCAGUGUAAUUUGCAUGCAACAAGCACAGAUCUGCUUUUUUCGUCCUGAGUUCAGUGUGGUAGGUCACAUGGACCACCACAGGCGAUGUGUCAUGGUACCCUGACGUCAUGACCCUAAUAAUUUUUGUUUAUGUACAAUGUACCACAGUGUACCUCACAUGUAUCACCUUGAAUGAGCUAAAAUCAUCACUGGAUGAUCACAAGAGUUGCACCCUUUUUGAAAAAUGUGGAAUUUAUCAAAUAUUUUGCAGUGUAGUGCAGAUAAGUUGGAAGUUCAGAGGCGUUCUGACAGCUCUGCUUUGAUCAUGAUUUGAGUUCAACUAAGUGUAAUUUAAUUGAAGCCCAAAUCACAACACCCACCAGCUGCUCUGAAUUAGUUUUUUGGGUCUCAAAAAUUAGUUUGCAAACCCAACAAACAUGCAGGCUAAUUCCUCGUUCCUUCAGAUCAUGUCAGCAAUAACUUGCCUAUGAAUGGUAGUUAUUUUUUAGAUGUGAAGCAAUACUCAGACAGCAAUAACAUCCACAUCCCACCGUGACUUCUUCCUGCUGAGUGAAGUACAAUAAUGGCCGCUCGGGUGGGGGACGUGGUGUAGCGAACAUGCUCAAUGAGCUACAAGUGAUGCUUCAGUGAUACAUCUUCAAAUGGGUGGUAGGAGAAUCACUCCUGGGCUGGAGAUCAAACGACUCAUUUGUCACGGCGACACCACUGCCUCAUUCCUCCACAAUGUUUUUUUUCCCGCUCCCAAAAAUCGGGCUUUGAUCAUUUGUCACACCAGGAUGAAAUUGUGAACUUUUUUUGGGGGUUGUUGCCUCUGCCUUUUGUGAGCAUAUGAACUGUCCUGAGUGUUGUAACCUCAAGUGUCAGUGUGUGAUGUGGGACUGUGUUUUCGUGCAUAUGGUAUGAGCUGCAUGGCCUCUGGGUGUGUGCAUGUGUGUCUGUGUGUUUGUGAUCCAGCAGCUCAGCAGCUCAGCAGACCAUAAUCUGUCUCCUUGUGUUGUCAGGCGGGAGGGGGGUGAAACAGGUCUGAGGAAUAUAAAUUCCUGUUGACCCCCUAACCAACCUUUGAGGAUAAUGCUGCCAGUCUUCCUGUCAAUUCUGAGAGAAGUGGCCUCCUUACAUGUUUGUAGAGCUUUUUGAAGAGAGAUAGGCAGACUAGGGAAGCUCCAGCACUUCAAGCCAAAGUGAAAAGGACUCUGAAUGAACUGGGAUCCUAGUCCUGCCGUGUUUUCUGUCUCCUCUAUAUCACUAAUAUUCUACUUUAAAUCAGUCUAGUCUGGUUGAGGCAGGUGUCCGUUAAGUGACCUCUGAAUGAUUCUAUGAGCUAAAAAUGGCAACUUCCAAAUACAAAGAUAAUGCUUCUUCUUUCCUUCCUUGCUGCCUCCCCUCUCAGUGAUGAUGCCUGAUAGAGGCAUUUGAGGAGCUCCCAGUCUUCAUCUUUCUGGCCUCAGAGCAGGUGCAAAGCGAUCAAAGCAAGGGAGGUGGGGAUGAGUAAGGAAAGGAGAAGAUAGCAUUUUCUAAGCAUUGGAAUGUAGCCUGUGUAUGUGAACUUGUGCACAGUGUCAGACUGAAACCUGUUGUUCGAUGAGCACCAACAGGUCAGGCUGGCACAUCAAAAACAUUACAAACUCUUAUUCCUUUACCUUUGGAGAAAAGUCUAUUUUGUUAUAUUCAUUGAAAAGUUCUAUUUUUUUCCACUUUAGUCUGGCCUGAAUUCUUUCAGAUUCUGAUGUAUAACGGCGCUGUAAAGCCUUUUUCUGAAUGUAGUAGUUUAGUAGUUAACUGCUAUCCCCUCCUCGUGAUUCAUUUGUUUCUGUAAAUAUGGCAUGCUGAAGAGGAGAGACUUUAUAACACCGUGCAUGGUGCUACCAAAGCCAGUCAAACCUGAGGAUGAAUUGGGUUGCACCAUUUUUUGAAUGACAUUUCUCCACCUCAGCUGUUAAUGUAUAAUUUCUUCUGUUGGGUUUCACUUUCCUCGCUUCAAUAUGCACCAGUUAGUAAAGGCUAGUUAAAGGAUGAUUGAGAUGAUUUGGCUACACAGAUGAGGAAUGAAUGAGAAAACAAAAAUUGGUACACAACUUUCUCUGAUUGGUGAAUGUUUUCCUCUUGUGCAGCCAACAGUAUUAUUGAGAUUUUCAUGAUUGAACAGGUGUGAACAAGGGCUUUGUAUCCAAGAAUAGUAAAAGACUGUGAUGUUGGAUGUAAUACUUCUCUGUAUAAACACACCUGUUAAUCUAUUGAAUGGUUUCACAGUAUAACAGUACACAAAGUUGUGUACAAAGCAACUCGGGUUUUUGAGAAAAUGUGUAGCCACUGAAGGGUUGCAGCGGGAGGAGGUGUCUUUCUGAUGGUUACUAAUCUAGAGCUAAAUAUCAAAACACUCAAGGGCCUGUGAGUGCGUGUGUGUGUGUGUUUUGGGGUGGGGGUUGGAGAUGGGAGGACGCCACAGUAACAGCAUUUUGUGUAGACGUAUGGGUAGUUUUCAAUGUGAAAUGCACUUUAUUUUUUGGGAUGAAAAUGGCACAACAAAUUAAGUAUCUGCAAAAUGAAACAUAUAAACGAUAAUCAACAUGCACUAACUUAACUGAGAUAUUGUAAAACCAUUUGUGUGAACGUGGUGUCUAUUUUUCCAAGGUGUUAGUUGUACUUUUUAUUGCUUUGGUUAGUUCACUCAAUUGAGAGAUCUUGUUAAUUUUGUAUUAAAAACAAACAUGUGCUGUGCAUAAAA